Molecule: messenger RNA, 1035 nt
Organism: Aureobasidium melanogenum CBS 110374
Lineage: Eukaryota; Fungi; Ascomycota; Dothideomycetes; Dothideales; Saccotheciaceae
Exons: 1
Coding region: 1-1035 (344 amino acids)
Source: RefSeq, a predicted model, not a curated record
AUGGGCUUGAAUAUACCAGAUAAGAAGCAUCAUAUGCACAUGAUUGGAACACUACAAGAAUAUGAGUAUCUGAUGGCAUUAGAUCCCACAGCUUUGAACUUGGAUCAACAAGAAUAUCUAAACGAGAGAAUCAGCGUACUCGAGUUAGAAGCUAGGAUCAGAUCCACUAUCCCGUACGAUGUAAAGCAAAAGAUAUAUCGAUAUUUGCUUGUCGACGCAGAACCGAUUGAUGUUACCAGACUUGAGAACCACGUGGCUCCAGCAUACUAUACCGAUCCGCAUGCCGAGUUUGACUAUUGGAGACUUACACCCUUUGUAUAUGCCACGGACAAUAUACAUGACGCUGUCAUAUCAACGAAUGCGCAUGAAUUUGUUGAAAAUAUCCUUCUCAACCCUACACACAUGGCUCGCCUCUACACUCUGGAUCCACCCAAGCAAAUCACUUACGAAAUACUAAUUCGUUGGGACUUUGUGCCAAUGUUCCUGCCCGAGAUCUCUUUGCCUAACGUGGAGUCACUCUUCGAUUUGCUACACGUCUUGGGUGGUGAUCCAAAUCGCAUCGAACUCAAGUUCCUGUUCAAGGACAUACGAGUAGUAUACGACAGAUCUCCGUCCUCCAAGAAAGAGAUUGCACCAGACAACAAAGGUCGUCUUCGAAUCAUGAAAGCCAAAAUGCUGGAUCUGUUGCAAACAGCAAUGAUGGAAUAUCAUCAUUGUCUCUCAACACCAUCGACCAUCUCACCAUUACAAAAAUGGGGCAAAUACAUGAGACCCCAGGAUGCUAUGGAUCCCGACAAGACAGAUGAUUCCAAGUAUAAGAAAGUGAGGAUAUGGUUGGCAGAUGCGUGUUCGGAACUGCUUGACCGUAUGUGGGACAGUGGGUCAGGACGACGAGCUGGGUUCGUCAAGUGGCAUAUGUUGGAGGCGUUCGGGAUGGAUCAGAGUUAUUAUAAUCAAGAUCCGAAUGUGGUGUUGUAUUGUAACGAACCGGGAAUACCGUUCUUGCCUUUGAACAAGAAGAGGUUCUUCUCGUAG